Homarus americanus (American lobster) is the source of this 2114-nucleotide messenger RNA. RefSeq names its product glucose-6-phosphate isomerase-like (gene Pgi). NCBI's taxonomy places the organism in Eukaryota, Metazoa, Arthropoda, Malacostraca, Decapoda, Nephropidae. The record is from RefSeq and is a predicted model, not a curated record. Gene Ontology annotation, biological process: gluconeogenesis; glucose 6-phosphate metabolic process; glycolytic process. Gene Ontology annotation, molecular function: carbohydrate derivative binding; monosaccharide binding; glucose-6-phosphate isomerase activity. The transcript has 10 exons. Bases 66 to 1736 code for a protein of 556 amino acids. Gene Ontology annotation, cellular component: cytosol.
GCCUCAGAGUGGAGCCAGCUCAGCCAGGCUCCAGCCAGUCAGUGGACGACCAGUAUCCCAGGAAGAUGGAGGGUAAAGCUUUCCUUACAGAAGAAUCUGCCUACAAGGCGCUUCAAGAUUAUUACGAUGCAAAUGGCAGUAAGAUCAAUAUUCUCAAGAUGUUCAAAGAAGAUCCUGACAGAUUCAAUAAGUACAGUGUCACCUUGACAACACCUGAAGAUGGCUCAAUUUUGUUUGACUUCAGCAAGAAUCGAAUCAAUGAAGAAGUUGUAAAGCUGUUGAUGAAUUUGGCCAGAGCUCGCAAGAUUGAGGCUUCUCGAGAUGCAAUGUUUUCAGGAGAGAAGAUUAAUUUCACAGAAGACAGAGCUGUAUUGCACAUUGCACUACGCAACCGUUCCAACAGUCCAAUUAUGGUAAAUGGAAACGAUGUCAUGCCUGAUGUUAAUGCUGUGCUGGAUCACAUGAAAGAGUUUUGUGGGAAGGUUAUAUCUGGCGAAUGGAAAGGUUAUACUGGCAAGUCCAUAACAGAUGUGGUUAAUAUUGGUAUUGGAGGCUCAGACCUUGGUCCUUUGAUGGUAACAGAGGCACUCAAACCAUAUGCUAUUGGACCUAAUGUGCACUUUGUUUCUAACAUAGAUGGUACGCAUAUGGCAAAGACUCUGAAGAUCCUGAAUGCUGAAACGACACUGUUUAUCAUUGCUUCAAAGACUUUUACUACACAAGAAACAAUCACCAAUGCUACAUCUGCCAAGAACUGGUUCCUUGAUACUGCAAAAGAUGCAUCAGCUGUUGCCAAACACUUCGUUGCUCUCUCAACCAAUGGUCCUAAGGUAAAAGAUUUUGGAAUUGAUGAAGCUAACAUGUUUGGCUUCUGGGAUUGGGUUGGUGGACGUUACUCUCUCUGGUCUGCCAUUGGUCUUUCCAUCGCUCUACACAUUGGAUAUGACAACUUUGUGAAGCUAUUGUCAGGAGCUCACUUUAUGGACAACCACUUCAAAACUGCUCCACUUGAAAAGAAUAUUCCUGUAAUCUUGGCAAUGCUGGGUGUGUGGUAUCAUAAUUUUUAUGGCGCCGAGACACACGCUCUCCUUCCCUACGAUCAGUACCUUCACAGAUUCGCGGCAUACUUCCAGCAGGGUGAUAUGGAGUCCAAUGGCAAGUAUGUUACACGCAGUGGUCGUUCUGUGAAUUACAAGACGGGACCAAUUGUUUGGGGCGAGCCAGGUACCAAUGGUCAACAUGCAUUUUAUCAGCUGAUUCACCAGGGAACCAGACUUAUUCCUGCUGAUUUCAUUGCUCCAGCAAAGUCCCACAACCCAAUUGCAGACAAUCUUCAUCAUAAGCUGCUCCUGGCCAAUUUCCUUGCACAAACAGAAGCUCUUAUGAAGGGAAAAACCACAGAAGAAGCCAAGGCUGAACUAGAAAAGGCAAACAUGCCAGCUGACAAAUUGCAGCGCAUCUUGCCCCACAAAGUGUUCGAGGGCAACCGCCCCACUAACUCUAUUAUGGUAGAAAAGUUGACUCCAUUUACGCUGGGGGCAUUAAUUGUCAUGUAUGAAAUGAAGAUCUUCACCCAAGGUGUACUUUGGGAUGUAAAUUCUUUCGAUCAGUGGGGUGUUGAACUAGGAAAGCAACUGGCUAAAGCUAUUGAACCAGAGCUACAGGACAGGAAUCCAGUCUCAUCCCACGAUUCAUCAACUAAUGGACUGAUCAACUACAUCAAGAACCAUUUGUAAAUGUUUUAGCAAAAGCUAAAGUUCAAGUGAUAGUUCUGUCUGGUCAUAAUCUGCUAUUUCUAGUAUCAGUGUCUUUCUGAGGUCAGACACUUGAAAGAUUUGUACUGUAUGCAUUAAAUACUAAUAGUGCAUAAUAUUAUUUUGUUGAUGUAUCUUAGUACAGAUUGGAAAAAAUUGGUGUGGUAUUACAAUCACAGGAGCCUUGAUUUGUAGUAAUUGUUUCCAUGUAGGUGAAAUGGGAUUGUAAUGAGUAAGCACCAUUCAUCAGUAAGUAAUAGUACUCUCAGAGUUUUCAAUAUAAAUCAGUGAUUAGUGCUGUGUAUGUAAACCUUAGGUAAUGUCAGCUUUGAUUAAUAAAAUCUAAAUUUACAGCAUGUC